This is a messenger RNA of Scophthalmus maximus (turbot), 1628 nucleotides long. Its product is annotated as Receptor expression-enhancing protein 6-like. The transcript has 7 exons. Lineage: Eukaryota; Metazoa; Chordata; Actinopteri; Pleuronectiformes; Scophthalmidae. The record is from RefSeq and is a predicted model, not a curated record. Bases 496 to 1059 code for a protein of 187 amino acids.
CCCGGGAGGAAGAGAACCAGCUUUGUGGGACUGAAAAAAAACCCAGAGUUAAACCUGAAGUCACCUCGAUAACCAAAAAAUCCUGCUGCGGGCUACAGGGCCUCGAGAUCUGCGCGCCAUGUUUGUUUGUUUGUUUUAGAAUAAACUUUAUUGUCACGGUACAAAAUACAAGUUAUAGACAGAACAAGACAGACAAUCAGCAAUAUAACAGAAGAUAACAAUAUCAAAAAUAAAAUAAUUAGAAUAGAUAACGGGUCAUACUUCCAGGGUAAUGGAAAAAUAAUUCCUCAAAGUAAAACAUUGUGCGCUAUCAUUAAUUUUUUUGCUGCAGCUGUGAAGGGUCAAACUCAGCGGAGCGCUGUGAUUGGUCCGCCGUUGUCAAACUCCUCCCCCAACUUGUCACCGCAACCCGGCGGAAUCAGACACCAGCAGUCUCUGGUCGCCAGCCACCGCGCGGCGAGUUUCUCGGGCAAACAAUUACAACGAGCCCCGAAAAUGGGUCAGUUCAAGGAGCGUUUCGUGACUCUGCUCCACGAGAAGAACUUCGUCACGGAGCAGCUGGCGACGAUGGAACAAAAGACGGGCGUGAAGCGGGAGUACAUCACCGUGGGUGCUCUGAGCAUUGUCGGGCUGUAUCUCCUGUUUGGAUACGGUGCCUCGCUGCUCUGCAACCUGAUUGGCUUCAUCUACCCUGCAUAUUUCUCCAUCAAGGCCAUCGAGAGCAAUCUGAAGGAGGACGACACACAGUGGCUGACCUACUGGGUCGUGUAUGGCCUUUUCAGCAUCGUUGAGUUUUUCUCUGACAUCUUCCUCUUCUGGUUCCCCUUCUACUAUGCUGGCAAGUGCCUGUUCCUGAUAUGGUGCAUGGCCCCGGUGACGUGGAACGGUUCCGACAUCUUGUACACGCGCGUGAUCCGGCCGUUCUUCCUGAAACACCAGGCCGCGGUGGACAACGUGGUCAGCGAUCUGACCACCACGGCCAAGAACAUCACUGACGCCGUAACAAAGGAGGGUGAGACAACCGUAGUGUACAUCGGUGAACCAGGUCCUCAACCAUGACAAGAACCAGUGAGACAUCUCGGGAGGCGUAUGCGUUUGUGUGUAGUUUAAAGAGUGACUGAGAGACCGUGCGUGCGUGCGUGCGUGCGUGCGUGCGUGCGUGCGUGUGUCCUCUCCCUUCCAUGAAGAAUGAUGACGAUCAGCCCCCCUUUCCUGAGGUGACAUGAAGCUUCACUCUCGUCCACGUCGCUUUACGGCCAUCGGUACUGCUAAGACAAUCGGUGAAACGGUGAAAUUUUUUAGAUCUUGUUGUCUUUUUUUUGGCGUGUUAUUUCUAAUCGAGCCAUUUGAGACAGAGAACUGAUGAUCAUGCCAACACUCUUACAAAAGGAGUUUGCUUUCAAAUAUUUUCCUUUUCUCACAUUCUUAAUCAAACUUUUACAUGUCAUCCGUGUCUGUGUUUCUCUUAAAAGCCUUAUUCUCUCAUGUGCCGAGCAAAAUCUUAAGUCUGCCCGAGUAUCACUCCGUCUCACUCUGUUUGACCGGAUGACUUCUGUCUUUUGAUAUGUCUUAAUUUAUCAUCUCGUCUUGACGAAACAGUAAAACUGGAAUCCUUGUGAACUGAAAAA